Molecule: messenger RNA, 1219 nt
Organism: Pundamilia nyererei
Lineage: Eukaryota; Metazoa; Chordata; Actinopteri; Cichliformes; Cichlidae
Gene: gpr84
Product: G protein-coupled receptor 84
Exons: 2
Coding region: 23-1219 (398 amino acids)
Biological process (GO): neuropeptide signaling pathway
Cellular component (GO): plasma membrane
Molecular function (GO): urotensin II receptor activity
Source: RefSeq, a predicted model, not a curated record
UCAUCAACUUCACGUUGACAAAAUGCUGAGGAAUCAAACAAACCACACCGAGGACUUUCUCUCCUGCCACAGUCCUUCUGUUGAAAUCUACCGGUACUUCGCUGUGCUGUUGGGAUGUGCUGUAACCAUCACGGGUACGGUCGGGAACCUGAUGACCGUUCUGGCUUUUGCCUUUGACCCACAUCUGAGGACUCGCUUCAACGUGCUCAUUGUCAACUUGGCUGCAUCUGAUCUCUUGUACUGCACCAUCCUGCAGCCCUUCUCCGUCGACUCCUAUCUACACCUCAGGUGGCGCAGCAGUGAGCUGUGGUGCAGAGUCUUUGGCCUGCUCCUCUGCCUCUCCAACUCUGUCUCCAUCAUUACCCUCUGCCUGGUAGCAGUGGGCAGAUAUCUCCUGGUCGCAAAGAGAGCUGUGUUUGACCGUGUUUUUUCUAACCACGGUCUUACUUUACUCAUCAUCUUUGCGUGGGCACUCGGCCUGGUCAGCUUUGGUCCACUCUGGUCUGUCUAUGUGUUUGUGCCACAGGUGUGCACAUGCAGCUUCCAUCGUACCCGGGGUCGUCCUUACACCACCAUCUUGCUAGUUUUCAGCUUUCUUGUUGGCCUGAGCUGUGUUGGUGCAUUCUACCUGCUCAUUUACAAACAUGUUCUGGUUGCAUCACAAGCGCUGCUCCGUUACAGGUUCAGCCAACAGUCAUCCAGGAGGAAACCAACACCAGCUCAAGAGACUGACGAUAGUAGUGUAAAUUCUGUCAUAACAAACACGUGCGGCCAGGCAGAACUUGCUCAGGGUAUAGAGGCAGCUGGUGAAAAGUCCUGCCAGUCUGCUCAAAGUUCACUUAAGACCUUAAAAACUGAGCCCACAUCUGAAGCUGACCUUGCACCACCUACUCCCACAGAUGCAAUGCUGGCAUCACACUCGACAGUUGCAGUGGAUGAAAAGGAAAUUAAGCACAUAACACGGAUGUGCUUAACUGUUUUUCUGUGCUUUGUGUUCUGCUAUGUCCCCUUUAUGCUGCUGAACACAGCCGACAAACAGAACCAUGCCCCUCAGGUACUAUACAUGUUCUUUUCCAACCUCACCUGGCUCAACAGCUCCAUCAACCCCGUGCUCUAUGCUGUCAUGAAUCGCAGGUUUCGACAGGCCUAUCACAUGCUGCUCACCAAGGCUGCUGAACCUUUCACCCACCUGUGUAUCCGUCACACAGAUCAGCGUUGA